AUGUUCUCCAAGAGGCGAGGGCCGCCCAAGCGGUCCAGCGACCACGCCGCCUCCCCCAAUGCUGUGCCGUCGCCCGUCUCUGCCUCUUCCACCACCGCCCACGACCCGCCGCUGGUCAGUCCGCUGCAGAUGGCCUUCGACUUCGAGUCCUUCGACGUGCCGCCACCCCUCAGCGCCAGCACCACCGAUGCUCCGCCCUCCCCCUUCUCCCCCGCCAGCGCCGAAUCGCCUGCGCGGCCGCGGACGAGUCAUGGAUUGCCGGGUAGCAGCAGUAAUGGCAUUGGGGGAAAGAAUGGCAGUGGGCGGGGGAAUAACGGAUUGCAGCCGCCCAGUCUGCCUCCAAUCCCGCAGGUGGCUAGUCGGAACAACAGCACACGCAGUUCGAAUUCGAACGAGUCGAGGGAGCAAGAACACGCAAGUCAUUGGGCCAAGGCGCGGGCCAGAGACGAGGCGGACAAUGCGUCGGUGGUGAGCAAGAAGAGCGCUCUCAAGGCGCGGCUCAGCUUCGAGCAUCCUAUCGAUAUGCUGCCCCCGCUAUCGCGACCAUCCACCCCGGGAGGCUCCAAGAUACCAGAGAGACCGCAGACCGCAGCUGGGUCGAGCAAUGCCAGUACUCCUCGGAUGGAGUCCUCGCUGUUUCCCACGAGGAACGAUGUGCCCAUAUUACCUCAGCCUCCGAAUCAACCAGCUAUGAGCAGAUCAUUCAUCGACAGCAGAGAUAAGCCGUACAGCCAGCCGCGGCCGCGACCGUUCAUGAUGCAAGGGAACCACAGCUCUCCCAGUCUCCUACAACCUCAGGCGGCGUCCGCUAAUGGACGACAGCCCACCCCCAUCUACGGCUCAUCCAAGAACUUUAUCAGCCCGAAGCCAAGCAUCCAGAACAUGUCACAGCGAACGAACCUCAGCGGCUCUACGGCUCGUCCAAGUACUCAGGCCUCAUCGCUAACCGCAAACUCCAAUUCACCCACCGUCACCAUUGGCACUCCAUAUCAGGCGACCGCCAACACCUUUCCCUUGCCGCAGCAUGUCAUGACGAGACCCAAGACGCCAGGAGCCACUGCGACUGUGGCUGGAGUGUCUGUUCCCACUCACCACACUUCUUCCAAGUCCAUCGCACAUCCGCCCGAGCAGAAAGAGCCGAAGAAGAAAGGGCGACUACUGAAUCCACUAUCGCUACUGCAAAGACGGCGGAGCAACCAGGAUCCAGAUGUGGUCACCGAAGAAAGAUCGCAGCGCCAGGCACAGGCCCAGGCGCUUGCGAGACAGCGAGAUGUCGCACAAUCAGGUAUCUACAAGCCGCCGCCCGACUUCGAUCCUCGAAUCAAGGGGAAAUUGGUUCACGACUUCAGCGCUCCUCGAAGCAGCAAACGCAACACAUUCGACGAGUUGAGCAUGUCAGACGAUAUGCAGAGUCCAGAGCAACCACUUCCAUCACCAGGAUACCCACCACGCAACGCUUCACUGGUCAAUCGAGGCCCGCUGAGUGACCGGAGUGAGCGACGAAGUACACACACGCCCGUGUUUAUGGAACAUCUUGGCGAGAACCCUGAAGCAUCACGACGUAUUAGCUCCCUGCAGGCGGAGAAUCUCGAGAACAAGGACUUCUUGCAGAGAGCGUCAAAGCACUCCUCGAUUACGAGCUAUUCUCAAGAAAGUGCCAUUCUGCCGCCUUUCGCAAGAAGAAGUCAAGUCUUGGAUGCGACACAGGCGAGCUUCUACAAAGAUGACGAAUCGAAACGAUCGAGCGACCCGUCGAGUGAGAAAGAGCGCGAUUCGACGCUGAGUUCUAUCAGCGAAGUCAGCCCGAUCACGGCGAGGAGCAGCGCCCACAACGUUGAUGUACGGCAAAGUCUUAGCCCAGUCUCGCCAUCGAGCCCAAGUAAAGGCUAUCGACCCGUUUCGGACGUCCAGGGCCCCUCAUCCGUGCGCCCUGUCUCGGAAGCCAGUAGCAAGAGUGACUCGCAGGAUAGUGGGAAGAGGCCGGUGUCACAACUAACAAAAACAUCUUCUCAAGAGAGGCGCUCCAAGGGAGCGAGUGAAGUCACUGCACGGCCGUAUUCUGUUGUUCUGGCUCCUCCAGUGAUCAAUACCAUCGCCGAAGGCUCUGUCGAGAGCUCACCGAUCGAUGGUGCCUCCACUCAUUCUCCACAGAUCUUGACACGAGGAAUCUCCAUUCGACAUUCGGCCAAUUCGGGUCCUGAGCCGGAUGCGUUGCAGCCCCCAGGCGCACAUACUCCUGGCAAAGCCGACGAUUCAUCGGCCUCGCCAUCCUUGCUGGAAAGAACAGCAGGCAUUCCCACCCCAGAGAAGACCCCCGAGCCAGAGUUGGUGGAGUCGAUCCAGUUCAAGCCGAAUAAGGAUUCGCCAAAAUUGGUCGAAAAGCGCACGUCUGCGGUCGGCCAUUCGAGGAAAAGUUCCAACGUACCAAAACAUCACGCUAGCAAUGCUUCCAGGUUUUCUUUCCAGCCGGGAAGCGAGAGCGCGUUGCAAGAGCAAGCACUUGAAGAAAAGCAUCGUGCGCUGCGGAAGAGUCAAAUGACUGAAAUGAUUCCCCGAGGUCCUACGCCAGACGAUGAAGACGACGACGAUGAUUUUGACGCUGAUGCUAUGGAUGACAUGGAUGAAAUGGAGAUGGAGGCUGAAAAAUUUGGAGAGCCUGUCAAACCGAUGGAACCCAUGCCACCUUCCCAGAGCGGACUCUACUUGCAGCAGGCUCGUCAAGCUCUCCAACAAGACUCGUAUAGUGAUGAUGAAUCCGUGUACGACGACGACAUUCCUGAAGUGACCAACGAAGAGGACGUACCUUAUCCGGAUCACCCAGCCUUUCGUACACACUCGGCCCUGGGCAGCUACUCCCAACGUAACUCUUAUCAAAUGGGUACGCCGGAUGGAUAUUGGCGAGGGAGCACCAUCGAUCACUACAUGCGUGACUCGUACUUUAUGCCUACCCAUUCGCGAAUGCAUAGCCAGAACUCCGACGCAACCGGAGACACCUCGUCCACACCGCGAUCAAAUUUUUAUCUGCAACCGAGCACUGCUGUGGACACUCCAACCGCUUCACCACAUUCCGAGAAACGGUUGGUCCCACCUCGAGACAGUGGGAACAGCGAGCAGAACAGAGUCGCCAGUGGCAUGACAGUCAUUCAACCCGGCAGUGCGUCCAGCUCGGAAGAGAGCCUCUUGCUCAACCAGGGCAUAGAGAAUCCUGACAGAGAGCAUGUCAUCAGCGGUAUGAGCUAUUCAACCGUGAAUACAGAUGAUGCUCAGUCGCCUCAGAAAAAUAUCGCUACUAAUCCGCUGUACAGGCAGUCACAGGCUGCGAAGUCUUCAACUCAUGUCGAGGAUAGUCCUCCGUUCCGAAAUAGGGACAGCGGAGUCAGCGAGAGCACUCGCGUUCCUAGUGCGAUGAGUCUCUCUACCUCAGAUACGACCGAUCAGCGACAGCGAAGGUCGUCCCCGGACGUGGAGAAAGACCGUGGGCGGACAGAGACCUUGGACGAAGACGAAGAUGCCAUCAGCCUGGCUUCUCCAGCUAAACACGAAGCUACGAAGCCAGCCGGGAGUACCGAUGACGAUGACCCAGACGUUCUAAGUCUUGCUUCGCCAAACAGGAGCACGUACAGUCCGCUCGGCGUUGAGAGAACCUUGUCUCAUGAUGAGAUAAGUCUAGCAUCGCCUCCGAGAAAUGUGUUGGGGCAUGGCCAUAGUGACUCGAUCGACGCUAUCAGCUUGGCCUCUCCGACCAAAAACCUGGGCCAGCAAGAUUACGAGCGCAACAACUCUGCUGCAGGGAUCAGUCUAGCCUCACCGACACAUGAGCUUGAGCAAGACGAAGAACACCCGCGGAAGCAGUCCAAAGCCAGCAUAUACAGUGAUGGCAGAAGGAAUGGUUCUGUGGGAGCACUGAGCCUCGGAUCACCGCCACAAAGCAGAUUCGGACACAGAUCUACGGAAAGUGGGAUGAGUUUCGAAGACUUUGCACAGAGUGGAUUAAGCAGCCCGUCCGCUCCUGAACACAGAGCUUUGAGACCCGUAACGCCGCCUGCGACCAGCCAUGGAGAUCCAAACGCCACGCUCAGCCCGUCAAGUAAAGCUAGCAGCCCCCGGACGGUAUCCACCGGUCUUGGUCUCAGCAUGUUCGCCGGCUUCGAUUUCGACGAACAGCCGCCCUUGCCGACGACUCAGAUCACGUCCAGUGAAGAUUUGGCCAAAGAUUCAGCUCGUCCUGUUGCAGGCAUCGCGCAAACCCCUGCCAGUCCACAGCAAAGCCAAUCAUCCAACCCGCGUGCACUUGGCAGCCCUAGCAGUACUGCCAGCAGUCCGCGAACAGUGUCCACCGCCAUGGGGAUGAGUAUGUUUGGGGGUUUUGAGUUUGAAGAUCGAGCAGGCCCUCUGCCAGAUCUACCGAGCAAGUCCAAGCACAACAAAACAGCAAGCGCGGCAAGUGGCAUCAGCCCAAGGAAUUCUGCAUUCGCACAUGCCAAAUCUGCAAGUGUGCAGCAGCAGGCUACAACGACACAGCCUGAUCAUCAAAGGUUCCUCAGUCUAUCAACUGCAGGUCAAAACGAUCGCACUGUCUCUACUGCUCUUGGGAUGAGCUCUUUCGGCGGCUUUGACUUUGACGAUGGACCCUCCAGCCUUUACAGCAGCCAGCGUGACACUUCCUCUACUCAGCAGAGUACCUUUGGGAAAGCCCUUCACAAGCCCAACGAAAGCCAAUCCGCGCCUCGUGGAGAUUGGAGCGACCUCCAGAAACACACCUCGCCCACUCUUGGGUCGCCAAGUCGUGUUACCGUGCCUACAUAUCAUGUCUCGGGUGAAAGUCAAGACACGAACCUACCACAAGAUCAGGACAGCGGGCCAGCUUCUGCAAGGACUUCGAUGAACCCGAACUUCCAGUAUGCCAGGCCAAGUAUUGCAUAUGCCGAGGAUGAUGACAUGUACUUUGAUGAUGGAAACUUUGAGCACGAUAUCAAUGGAUCUCACGGCGCCAGCUUCGACGAGAAUGUCUUCGACGACGAUGCCUUCGUGUCUCGCCCGGGCUUCGUCAACCGUUACCAACACCAGCGAGACAACAGUGGCAUGACAAUGACAAGCCUAGGGAGUGAUGGGCCAUAUCCGUCCUUUGCGAUGCCGAAUGCAGCCAGGGCGAGCGCGAGGUACUCGCAGAUGGGGCUUGAAGAUCUGCCCUUGCAUGAUCAAUUCGAUCCUCGAUUCAUACCCCAACGCAAUCCAUCUGAGGAUGCCAAGCGAUUAGGCAUGAGCGAUAGGGUGCCGCCUGUCCCUGUUCCGGAGUCGAACACGGAAGCCUUCUCACGAAUGCAACAAAGUCUGCACAGCUAUCACGCAGCAUUGGCCGAUGCAGCGACGAAAGCUGCAGCAGACGGACGAUUUGUGCGUGCCCCGAGCAUUAGCGUAUCGACUACCCAGAAUCUCGCGGUCGAGCCGAAGACACUGAUGUUGCCAGAUGAUCGGAGCAUCAAGGACGACAAAAGUGUGUACUCCAAUGGUGAAGAAGGCGGGGAAAUUGCUAUGCCUCAUAACGACGCCAACAGCGACAGCAACGGACAUCUGGGGCGCAGUGAUACUAACGUCUCUCACUUGACGCAUCUGACAAACUACAGCCCACCGAAGAUGAGCUUCGAUUUUGGCUUCGACCAGCCCGAGCAUGACGAUGACCUUUAUGAUGGGUUCGGCAACGACGACGAUCUUGUCGCUGCCGCUAACGCCGAAGCGCUGGCUCUGGAUGAAGACGGUUUUUAUGGACAAGAAUUCGAUUUCUACCGCAGGCCUCGCGCCAACUCAGGAGACCUGGAAUCUGUGAAUGGUGGAUACUUCGGUGAAGAUGGUGACGAUGGUCUGACGAGGAAUAAGAGCCUGAAGGAACCUAAUUUGACGCCCAUCACUGAACGAUCUGAGUUCAGUACCAGGAACAGCUUCAUUGGUUUUGGAGCCAAUGGACAGUUCGGCCCCGCCAGCGCUGGUCCCUACGGUCCUCACUCACCAGCUCUGGCGCGCAUGCCAGUCACGCCUCUAAUCGAAAGCGAAGUGACAUCCUUCGACGAACUGCGACGGCUCAAAGCGAACGCCUUUGCGGGGGGUGGUAGUCAAAGUGGCAGCCUGAAAAGCAACAGCAACCGCUCAAGCUCACAGUCUCUACAGAACACCUUCAGCCCAGCCCAAGGCACUCGACCAGGACAAGGAUACUUCGGCGGCGUGCCCAUGCAAUUCGCAUACAGCAACGACUCGAGCGGCUCAUCCAACCCCAACAGCGGCCACCCCAUCACGAUCGGCGGCCAACACGGCUUCAACUUCCAAGACUCGCCACAAUCCGCAGGUUCGAGCCAAGGCAUGCCCUUCUCCGUGGACCCGGAUGCGACACCGAAGAGGAACAAUCAUUCGCAGCAACAACAACAGGAUCCUCCCACAGCGCGCAAAGUCCCUCCCACACAAAGGGACUCGAAUGCGAGUGUGAUGCAAGGCCAUUCGAGGAAGGGCAGCGGUGCGGAUUCCGUGACGUAUGUGAGAGAGCCGAAUCCGGAGGGGAGUGGGAAGCCGAGAUGGGUGUUGGAGAGGAGGCGGACGAGCGAGCAGGGGCAAUUGGAGUUAAUUGGACGGGAGCUUGUACAGAGUGGGUGGAUAUAA
Zasmidium cellare ATCC 36951 is the source of this 6645-nucleotide messenger RNA. RefSeq lists its product as uncharacterized. The coding region runs from base 1 to 6645 and encodes 2214 amino acids. The transcript has 2 exons. The record is from RefSeq and is a predicted model, not a curated record. NCBI's taxonomy places the organism in Eukaryota, Fungi, Ascomycota, Dothideomycetes, Mycosphaerellales, Mycosphaerellaceae.